This is a messenger RNA of Aedes albopictus (Asian tiger mosquito), 4551 nucleotides long. RefSeq lists its product as uncharacterized. The record is from RefSeq and is a predicted model, not a curated record. Bases 1848 to 2846 code for a protein of 332 amino acids. The transcript is spliced from 2 exons. Lineage: Eukaryota; Metazoa; Arthropoda; Insecta; Diptera; Culicidae.
AACAGCAUCAAAUUAGGCAAGUAAUCAUAUAACCCACGCUGUUUGCACCAUUUCAUUGCAGAAAUGGAGAAUCGAUCAUCUCACCAUACAAAAAUCCAGCUCACUACUUUCAAUCUAGUACUUCACUGAUUGCCUCCUAUUACAAGUCUAACAAGUUACUUCUUCUUUCCGGCAUCUCAGGAGUUUCUCUAGCUUUGAUUGUUGGGAUUACUCUAGAAAUUUAUGACGAGAUUUAUGGUGCAGAUUUGCUUGAAUAGGACACGUUCGGUGUAGUACUAGAAUUGUAGUAAUGAGCUGAAUUUUUGUAUGGUGAGAAGGUGAAUUCUCCGUUUCUACAAGGAAAUGGUGCAAAAAGCGUGGGUAUUAUGAUUCCUUGUCUAAUUUAAUGCUAUUUGAGCAAAACUUUGGGUAACUGUAUUGUUUAAAUUGCAAGAAAUGGAGACAACAACAACAAUGUUGCCCAAAGUUUUGCUCAAGCAGCAUCAAAUUAGGCAAUGAAUCAUAAUACCCACGCUUUUUGCACCAUUUCCUUGCAGAAAAGGAGAAUUCACCUUCUCACCAUACAAAAAUUCAGCUCAUUACUACAAAUCUAGUACUUCCUGAUUGCGUCCUAUUGCUUCAGGAACUGAUUUUGGGUUUUAUUCAUUAGAGAUCCUUUCCUUAGGGCAUUCUUCGUGAUGGGAUUCUUCCAGAAAUUCUUUGUGUGAUUUCUUCAAGAAUUUCUGAUUCGUUUCUAGUAGAUAUUUUUGCUGGUGUUUCUCCAUGAGUUCCGCCGGAAAUUCUUCCAGAAAUUCCAUAACGAUCCGUUCAGAUGUUUCCAUAUAAUAUUUUUCCAGGCAUUCCUCCUGUGGUUGCUCCAGAAGGCAGUAUAUCAUCAGGCAGUAUAGUUCUCAAAUCAGCAGCUGUUUAACAGCUCAAGAACAUAUUUGUACCAAAGCGCUAUUUGAUUAAAAAAAUCCUGAUUUUGUUGUCCUUAACCGUUUUAAUUUAAUGUUUGCAUAUUGGCUAUCUCGGUAUGAAGUCGGUCCAAUAGGAAGCAAUCAGUGAAGUACUAGAUUGAAAGUAGUGAGCUGGAUUUUUGUAUGGUGAGAUGAUCAAUUCUCCGUUUCUGCAAAGAAAUGCUGCAAACAGCGUGGGUUAUAUGAUUUCUUGCUUAAUUUGAUGCUGUUUGAGCAGAACUUUGGGUAACUGUGUUGUUGAAGUUGCAAGAGACGAAUUUCGCGCCAACUCGACCAGUGGUUGGCAACACCCUCUCAGAAUCGAAUGAAACUUGGUGGGCAUAAAGACUAGGUUUUUAUAAGCAACUUUGCAUACUUAAAUUUUCGAAAAUUUUCAAGAGUAACAUUUGAAGAGGGCCUAACUUUUUUUCGAAGAAUUUUUUAAAAUCGAUGUAACUCAAAAAUGACAAGACCUAUAGAAAAGUGUUGUAUGGGGGACUUUUAGAGAAUUGUCCAAGCUUUCAUGAAAAAAUAUUUUAAAAAUUCUAAAUACAUUUUUACACGCUAAAAAAUAUAUUUUUAAAAUUAAAAGUCAAUUUACAGAAAAUGCCCACUUUUUUAUGUUUUGAAAUUUUUUUUCCAAGAAAGUCAAUAUUGUUGCCUAACUUUCCUGCAUACAUCACAAGAUGGGCACUUUUAAGGAAAAAAAGUUUUUCUAACAAAAACUUUUUCAUGUUAUUUUUUUUAGCGUGUUGCGCAUUAACUCGUACAGGAUGUAUCAAGAAUCCUUAUACCCAUUUAAUAACACUCAAUGGGCAUUACAACUUUGUUUGAUUGUGUGCCUUCUUUUUCUUGGCGUUACAUCCCAACUGGAAUAGAACCUGUUUCUCAGCUUGUUUUGAUAUCUGAAUGCUUAAAACAGCAUUAUGUUUGCUGAAAUUGUAUUAUUGUGUGCCUAGAACCAGUGAACUAACAUCAUUAUUAGAAGCGAAUGAUAAAGAAUCGGUUUUAUUUCAACAAUGGCUAACCACUGAUCGAUGCAAUUUGGAAACUAUUACUAAGACUAUAGACGAGUUUGUUCCGUAUUUUGUAGAAAAAGUUGAUAAGCUUAUAACUCAUGAUUUCAUUUAUAAAGAACAAUCCUCAUUUUUGCGGGAUAAAAAAGAUUCUCUUAAACAGGGUGAAGUAUUAACAAUUUGUGACUUUUCAGAAAAUUAUUCAUUUAUCAUUCAAAAUUCAGCUCAAGGUUACCAUUGGAAUAAUUCUCAAGCUACCAUUCACCCCUUUGAAGUGUACUACAGAAAAGAAAAUAAGUUGGAAAACUUGAGCUUUAUAAUAAUAUCUGAAGUACUUACACACGAUACAACAGCAGUUCAGUUAUUUAUAUCAAAACUGCUGGAUUUCAUUAAACAAUCGAUUGAUUUCUCAAAAAUUACUUUCAUGUCAGAUGGAGCAGCAGCUCAUUAUAAGAACAAAAAAAAAUUUGCCAGUUUGUGCAGUUUUCGGUCCAAUUAUGGAUUGGAAGCAGAAUGGCACUUCUUCGCAACUUCACAUGGCAAAGACCCAUGUGACGCUGUUGGAGGUACUCUCAAGCGAAUGGCAAAACGAGCAAGUCUUGCUCGAGAUUAUGGAAACACAAUCACAACUCCUCGAGAACUGUAUGACUGGGCAGUUAAACAGUCAGAUAUACAUAUAACAAAAUUGAAUUUCUGCUUUAUUUCAAAUGAACAAUAUGCAAAAAUGACGCAUGAACUUGAAGAACUAUACACAUACAGUCACGUAAAAACAAUACCUGGUACACAAAAAUUUCAUUCAUUUGUGCCAAUUUCUGAAAAUCAAAUUGAAGCGAAGAAGUUUUCGAAUUCAAAAGAUAAUCCAAAAAAGUUUACAUUGUUUCAGAUAGACUAAAGAUCUAAUAUUCAAAAAACGUUACAAUAGAAUGUAUAAAAGAAGAAUGUAUAUAUUGUACAAAAGAAAAUAAUUGAAUACACAUAUACAUAUGCACAUAUUUCGUCAAUACACAAGCGUUUUCAUUGAUAUAAAACCCUAAAAGCAAAUUUGUCUUGAGCCCUUUCCAAUAUCAAGCACGUUUUCAAUGUCAAGCACGUUAAGAUAUUAAAAAAGUAGUUGAGCCCAUUAAGUUUUAAUGGAUUGUCAUUAGGAUUCUGGAUACAUUACUGUACGAGUUAAUGCACAACACGCAAAAAAAAAAUAAAAUGAAAAAGUUUUUUUAGAAAUUUUUUUUUUCCUAAAAAGUGCCCAUCUUGUGAUGUAUGGAGGAAAGUUAGGCAACUAUAUUGUCUUUCUUGGGAAAAAAAUUCAAAACAUAAAAAAGUGGGCUUUUUUUGUAAAUUGACUUUUAAUUUUGAAAAGAUAUUUUUUAGCGUGUAAAACAUUUUUUUAUAUUUUUUAAACAUGUUUUCUUGAAAGCUUGAACAAUUCCCUAAAAGUCCCCCAUACAUCACUUUUUUGUACAACUUAUCAUAUUCGAGUUAUAUUUUUUGUGAAAAAAAAACGGCCAAAGCGCAACACGCUAAAAAAACUAACUUGAAAAAGUUUUUGUUAGAAAAACUUUUUUUCCUUAAAAGUGCCCAUCUUGUGAUGUAUGGAGGAAAGUUAGGCAACAAUAUUGACUUUCUUGGAAAAAAAAUUUCAAAACAUAAAAAAGUGGGCAUUUUCUGUAAAUUGACUUUUAAUUUUAAAAAUAUAUUUUUUAGCGUGUAAAAAUGUAUUUAGAAUUUUAAAAAUAUUUUUUCAUGAGAGCUUGGACAAUUCUCUAAAUGUCACCCAUACAUCACUUUUUUGUACAUCUUAUCAUAUUCGAGUUAUUUUUUGUGAAAAAAAAACGGUUAAAGAACUUUGACUCUUUUUAAAUGUUAGUCUAGGUUAAUUUUGAAAAAACAAAAUACGCAAAGUUGCUUGAAAAGGUAAAGUCUUGAAACCUACAAAAUUUCAUAACAUUCUGAGGGGGUGCUGCCAACCCCGAAGACGAGUUGGUGCGAAAUUCGUCAAGAAAUAAAUAAUACAACAACACAGUUACCCAAACUGUGAUGAUCAAUAGGACAAAUCGGUGAAGUACUACAUUUGUAGUAAUGAGCUGAAUUUUAGUAUGGUGAGAAAGUCAAUUCUCCGUUUCUGCAAUGAAAUUAUGCAAAAAGCGUGGGUAUUAUGAUUCCUUGCCUAAUUUGAUGCUGUUUGAGCAAAACUUUGGGUAACAGUGUUGUUGUUUUCUCUAUUUCUUGCAACAUAAAAAACAUAGUUAUCCAAAGUUUUGCUCAAACAGCAUCAAAUUAGGCAAGGAAUCAUAAUACCCACGCUUUUUGCACCAUUUCAUUGCAGAAACGGAGAAUUGACCUUCUCACCAUACAAAAAUUCAGCUCAUUACUACAAAUCUAGUACUACACCGAACGUGCCCCAUUCUCCAUUUCUGCAAUGAAAUGGUGCAAACAGCUUGGGUUAUUUGAUUUCUUGCCUAAUAGGAAGCAAUCAGUGAAGUACUAGAUUGAAAGUAGUGAGCUGGAUUUUUGUAUGGUGAGAUGAUCAGUUCUCCAUUUCUGUAAUGAAAUGGUCCAAACAGCGUGGGUUAUAUGAUUUCUUGACUAAUUUGAUGCUA